This is a messenger RNA of Protopolystoma xenopodis, 546 nucleotides long. The record is from the annotation of a GenBank genome assembly. Lineage: Eukaryota; Metazoa; Platyhelminthes; Monogenea; Polystomatidea; Polystomatidae.
AUGUCGACUGCAUCAUGUGUCGUAUUGGAUAUUGGGAGUCACAUGCAAGACCAAUUAGCUCUUAUUCUGUGCGGCACCGAGCUGACAAAGAAUGACCUGGCUGAAGACGGAGACUUUGCCCACAUCUCUUUGGUGCGUGAACUGGGCCCCGUUGAUUGGGACAUUCUCGAGUAUUUACAGCACACUUUGGAGUCAACAAAAACAACUGCAGAUGGUAAUACAUUAUUUCAUAAUUUUAAAGUUCUUGAUGCUGUUAUUGUUGCUGUCGCUUAUUUGGCAAAAUCUUGCAGAGAUGUUGUAUCCGCGUUAAGUAAAUUUGAACUGCGAGCCGUUGCCCAACGUGGCUGGAAAAUUUCUCUUGAAAUUGGCCCUUCCUUCAAGUUGCCCAUAGUUGGUUUUACACAAAUAAAAGAGGCUCUUCCUCCACCGAUGCGAGAAUAUUCUGUUGCUGAUCUCUCUCAUUCUAUUCAGUUCGUUAAUUCCUACCAGUAUCCUGAUGAGCCAGAAAAAAAGAUCGAUAUUUCCGAUACUGUUCGAGGUGAAUAA